Messenger RNA from Trichomycterus rosablanca, 3266 nucleotides. It is a transcript of the gene ampd2b, whose product is annotated as adenosine monophosphate deaminase 2b. NCBI's taxonomy places the organism in Eukaryota, Metazoa, Chordata, Actinopteri, Siluriformes, Trichomycteridae. Gene Ontology annotation, molecular function: AMP deaminase activity. The coding region runs from base 62 to 2530 and encodes 822 amino acids. Gene Ontology annotation, biological process: AMP metabolic process; IMP salvage. The transcript has 18 exons. The record is from RefSeq and is a predicted model, not a curated record. Gene Ontology annotation, cellular component: cytosol.
UCCUCACCGAGGGUUCCUGUGUCAGCACUUCUUCGUUUCUGCAUACAGACAAGGGGGUGAAAUGUCGUCCAAGCCACAGGCAGGGAAACAGAAACCCACGUCCCCCUUCAGGAAGAGAGGGAGCCUGCAGUAUGCAGCCAGCACAGAUUUGCAUUGUGGCCGUCAUCUAUUGACCGUCCAGUAUUCCUUGCCUGGUAUCCCAGUAGCCAAACACGGACCUAUUGACCUGCGCACCUCCAUGGAUGGAAAAUACAAAGAAAUCGCAGAGGAGCUGCUGUCACGCAGUCUGGCUGAUAGUGAGAUGCGCAGUGCUCCGUAUGAGUUCCCUGAGGACAGUCCCAUUGAGCAGCUAGAGGAGCGCAGACAAAGACUCGAGAGACAGAUCAGCCAGGAUGUUAAGUUUGAGCCAGACAUCCUUUUACGAGCCAAGCAGGACUUUUUGAAGACAGACAGUGCAGCUGACCUCGAGUCCCUAAAAGAGCAGAACCAAGAGCAAGCUGAUCUGUACCCAGAACGUGAGCUUAUACCAGAGAGAGAGUACCAGAGAGUCACCAUCUCAGGAGAAGAAAAAUGUGGCGUACCUUUCACAGACCUGCUGGAUGCUGCUAAGUGUGUGGUAAAGGCUCUGUUUAUCAGAGAGAAGUACAUGGCUUUAUCCAUGCAGGGCUUCUGCACCACCACAGCUCGGUACCUGCAGGAACUUGGGGACCGCAAUACAGAUCUAAAUGCCUACCAGGAGGUGCCUGAGACAUCCAUAACUACAGGUGCCACAGUUCACCCCCCUGUGUCAGAGAAACACCCCUACGAGGGCCUAGACCCCAAAAGCUUGCCUCCAGACAUCGGCUACAGCUGCAAAAUGAUAGAUGGAGUUGUACAUGUGUACACUCACAAGAGCAACAUGGAUAAGGCCACAGAGCUGGACCUACCGUACCCUGACCUGCAGGAAUAUAUAGCUGAUAUGAACGUCAUGAUGGCCCUCAUCAUCAAUGGACCUGUGAAAUCUUUUUGCUAUCGCCGGCUGCAGUACCUGAGUUCCAAAUUUCAGAUGCACAUCCUAUUAAAUGAAAUGAAGGAGUUGGCAGCUCAGAAGAAAGUACCUCAUCGUGACUUUUACAACAUACGCAAGGUGGACACACACAUCCACGCUUCAUCUUGUAUGAAUCAGAAGCACCUACUUCGCUUCAUUAAGAGAGCCAUGAAGAAGUACCCCAAAGAGAUCGUCCAUGUGGAGAAAGAAAGGGGACAGACACUGAUGGAGGUGUUUGAGAGCAUGAACCUCACAGCCUUUGAUCUCAGCGUGGACACACUGGACAUGCAUGCGGAUCGGAACACUUUUCACCGUUUUGACAAAUUCAACUCUAAGUACAACCCCAUUGGAGAGUCCAUCCUACGGGAGAUCUUUAUUAAAACCGACAAUCAUAUCGAGGGAAAAUACUUUGGACAUAUUAUCAAGGAGGUGAUGGCUGACCUUGAGGAAAGUAAAUAUCAGAACGUUGAGCUUCGUCUGUCCAUCUACGGUCGUUCGAGAGAUGAGUGGGACAAACUGGCACAAUGGGCUGUCAAACACAAAGUCUACUCAACCAACGUAUGCUGGCUUGUCCAAGUGCCUCGUCUGUUUGAUGUUUACCACACCAAGAAACAGCUUAGCAAUUUUCAAGAGAUGCUGGAAAACAUCUUUCUUCCUCUGUUUGAGGCCACAAUCAAUCCAAGUAGCCACAAAGACCUGCACUUAUUCCUACAGCAUGUGGUUGGAUUCGACAGCGUGGAUGACGAAUCUAAACCAGAGCACCACAUUUUUAACCUGGACAGUCCUUUGCCUUCAAAAUGGAUGGAGGAGGACAAUCCACCUUACUCCUACUAUCUCUAUUACAUGUUUGUUAAUAUGACAGUGCUCAACCACCUGCGCAGGAGCAGGGGUUUCAACACGUUCGUGCUGAGGCCUCACUGUGGCGAGGCAGGACCAAUCCAUCACCUGGUGUCUGGGUUCAUGCUCUCAGAGAAUAUCUCUCAUGGUCUGCUGUUAAGGAAGGCUCCAGUGCUGCAGUACCUGUAUUAUCUGGCUCAGAUUGGCAUCGCCAUGUCUCCUCUCAGCAACAACAGCUUGUUUCUCAGCUACCAUCGUAACCCACUACCUGAGUAUCUGUCCAGAGGCCUCAUGGUCUCCUUAUCUACUGAUGAUCCUCUGCAGUUCCACUUCACAAAGGAGCCGCUGAUGGAGGAGUACAGUAUAGCUGCUCAGGUGUGGAAGCUGAGCUCGUGUGAUAUGUGUGAGCUGGCCAGAAACAGUGUUCUCAUGAGUGGCUUCUCCCACGAGAUGAAGAGUUAUUGGCUGGGCCCCGACUACAUCAAAGAAGGCCAGGAAGGCAAUGACAUCCGUCGUACCAACGUCCCAGACAUCCGUGUAGCAUACCGCUACGAAACGAUGUGUGAGGAGCUGAAUCUAAUCACGCAAGCUGUAAGGAGUGAAGAACUGGAGACCAUCGACGAGGAAGCAGCUCUUUGCAUGAAUCCAGUGCAAAGUGCACAGUAGGAACGAGAUACAUUAACACUGAGUGGGUAAUCUGAAGGAGCUGAAGUGAGGAAGGUGGAAAUGUUGAUGUUGAUGCUGAUGCUGAUGCUAGAUAAAGUGAAUAAAUCAACAGUUUGAGCAUGCCACCUUAAUCUAUCAUCAGUACUGCUUGUAGAACCAUCAUUCCUAAUAGUGAUGCACCUCACAUUGUCAACAACCAGUAGUUAAUUUUGCACAUCAAUAAGUGCCAAAAAAGGCCAUGACCCCAGCAAGCAUGGCGGUAUAUUGCUAUUUCAUGGUAUGGUUUUGUAGUAGUGUUGUUUGCUCAAGGCCUUUUUUGCAUUAUUAAAACAAAUCUGGCAGUUCCUGCUCUACCUGAAUGAGGAUUAAAUAGAUCAAAAACAUCAUUUUUGUGCAUUGUUAAGUAAUGUAAUAGAAAAAAACAGGCAUGAGUACUGGCAUCAUGCUGCAUGGCUGCUACACUGUAUAGUGUAUGUGAACUCAAACUGAUUUCAAACAAAUGUCUUUCAUCCUUUGUUUCCAAAUGUGUGUCCAAUUUUUUGUUUUAGUGACCUGAAACUAUUCUACGUGGAUUUAAUGUAUGUUUUGGUGCAUUUACAGAGUCAAAUUUGUUGUAUGUGUGUUUGUCCUUGAUUUAUUGUGAUUAAAAUAAUUAUUUAUUGCAAAUGAUAAAAUAUAUAAAAAUGUAUAUUUUUUCCUUCUUUGUUCUCCAUCAUAAUAAACAUAUGAAUCUUAA